AGAAUAUUUGUUUUUCUUCUCUAUUUUCCUUUUAUUUUCCGUUCUUGUUAUUCUCUUCCUGCAAAUACAGUAAUAUACAUUUUAGUUUCAUCAAUUAGGCCAACACAAAUUUUACAUACGUAAUUUCCAAGCCGUUCUCAAAAGUUUUCAAUCUAAUUAGGACGUCCAGGUGCACCUAUUGAUUCUUAUUUCCAACGACCUUACAUGAAAGAAAUAUAGAUUCCAAAUGCAUGAAUGAAUGAACGUAGAAGAGUAUUGAUUUUUUCUGUAUUUCUAAAAAAAUUGAUUAAUUUUAGCUUACAACCGUUUCAGGUUGACAAUAUAUUCGCAUAUUCAUGGCUCCGAGCAAGCUUAGAAAGGCCAUUGGGGCCGUGAAGGAUCAGACGAGCAUUAGCCUAGCCAAAGUUGGCAGCAGCGCCUCCUUAUCCGACCUCGAUGUGGCCAUUGUGAAGGCCACUAGGCACGAAGAGUACCCGGCCGAGGAGAGGCAUAUCCGCGAAAUCCUUAGCCUAACGUGCUACUCGCGAGCGCACGUUGCGUCCUGCGUUAGCACCAUAUCCAGGCGCCUCAACAAAACCAGAAACUGGGUUGUGGCUCUGAAAUCACUGAUGCUGAUUCAGAGGCUGCUGGCCGAGGGCGAUCCUGCGUACGAAAAAGAGAUUUUUUUUGCCACCAGACGCGGCACUCGCCUCCUCAACAUGUCUGAUUUUCGUGAUACCUCGAAAUCGAAUUCGUGGGAUUAUUCAGCAUUUGUGCGGACCUACGCAUUGUAUUUGGAUGAACAGCUUGAAUUUGGGAUCCAAGGGCGCAGGGGGAAACAUAGUGCAUAUGCACAUCAAGAAGAGGAUGAAGAUCCGGAAGUUGGGUCCAAAGCCACUGUUGUAAGGGGCACUCCCGCGAGGGAAAUGACUAAUGAACGAGUUUUCUCUAUGGGUCAUCAUCUUAUACAACUUCUUGAGAGGUUCUUAGCAUGCAGGCCAACGGGUCAAGCGAAACAUAACAGGGUUGUCACCAUAGCUCUCUAUCCUAUAGUUAAACAGAGUUUCCAUCUUUAUUAUGAUAUAUCAGAAAUGCUGGAGAUCUUGAUUGAUCGGUUCAUGGAGCUUGAUAUUUCAGAUUCUGUAAGAGUUUUUGAAAUCUUCUGUCGUGUUUCAAAGCAGUACGAUGAGCUCGACUCAUUCUAUGGUUGGUGUAAGACAGUGGGAAUAGCACGUUCUUCUGAAUAUCCCGAUGUUGAGAAAAUCACACAAAAGAAACUCGAUGUCAUGGAUGAGUUUAUCAGAGAAAAAUCUAUGAUGUCUCAGAAGAGUAGGGCUAUGGAGGCGAAACCCGAACCUGUUGAAGAAAAACCUAAGAAGCCGGAACUAGAAGAAGAAGAAGACAUGAAUGCAAUCAAAGCAUUGCCACCACCACAAGGAUUUCCCGAAGAAACUGAAGAAGAGGAAAAGAAAGAAGAAGUGGAGGAGCCGAAAAAUGAAGCACUAAAAACUCAAGAAGUAGGUAAUUUGUUGAACUUAGGUGAAGAUACAGGAGCUGCCACUGAGAAUCGAGAAAAUGAAUUGGCUUUAGCUUUAUUUGAUGGCAAUCUCUCCACAUCUGCAGCUCCAACAAGUACAAUUCCCCCAUGGGAAGCCUUUAAAGAAUCUGGUGAUAAUUGGGAAACAGCCCUGGUUCAAUCCGCCAGCCACCUGUCUAAUCAGAAUCCAACCCUGCCGGGAGGUUUUGAUACAUUGAUGCUUGAUGGUAUGUAUAAACAGGGAGAAACAGCACAAGCAGCAGCUUCUUCAGGACUUAUAACCACAGGAAGUGCAAGUAGUGUUGCUCUAGGAUCAGCAGGGAGGCCAUCCAUGCUGGCACUACCAGCACCACCAUCGGCCGAUGGUGGUGCCACCCAGUCGUCCUCGAAUAACGACCCUUUUGCGGCCUCGCUUGCCAUAGCACCACCACCAUAUGUGCAAAUGUCUGAGAUGGAAAAGAAGCAGAGAUUGUUAGUAGAAGAGCAGAUAGCAUGGCAGCAAUAUGCAAGAGAUGGAAUGCAAGGGCAUUUAGCACAAGUACAAUUUAACAGGGGAGGUUACCAUCAAAGCUAUUGAAGCUUUUGCUAGCCUCGAAUUCCUUAAAUGUUUCUAUUUGGGUAGUGAGCUAUUUUAUCCAUUUUCACUUAUUUUCUUUAAAUCUUCUUCGACCUCGUAACAAAUGUAACAAUGAUUUUGAACUAAUGAAUCACUAAUGGAGAUAGAAAAUUGAGGUGACUCAAUCUUGAAAAAGGUUUGUAACCAAACGGUGUCAAGAAAUAAUCUUUGUAACAUU
Molecule: messenger RNA, 2310 nt
Organism: Olea europaea var. sylvestris
Lineage: Eukaryota; Viridiplantae; Streptophyta; Magnoliopsida; Lamiales; Oleaceae
Product: putative clathrin assembly protein At1g03050
Exons: 2
Coding region: 336-2093 (585 amino acids)
Biological process (GO): clathrin-dependent endocytosis; vesicle budding from membrane; clathrin coat assembly
Cellular component (GO): clathrin-coated vesicle; clathrin-coated pit
Molecular function (GO): phosphatidylinositol-4,5-bisphosphate binding; 1-phosphatidylinositol binding; SNARE binding
Source: RefSeq, a predicted model, not a curated record